Aspergillus brunneoviolaceus CBS 621.78 is the source of this 1710-nucleotide messenger RNA. Its product is annotated as acetyl-CoA synthetase-like protein. The transcript is spliced from 5 exons. The record is from RefSeq and is a predicted model, not a curated record. Bases 1 to 1710 code for a protein of 569 amino acids. Gene Ontology annotation, molecular function: medium-chain fatty acid-CoA ligase activity. NCBI's taxonomy places the organism in Eukaryota, Fungi, Ascomycota, Eurotiomycetes, Eurotiales, Aspergillaceae. Gene Ontology annotation, biological process: fatty acid metabolic process.
AUGACUCCCGCUCCCGCUAUAGUCCUUGGCCCGACCGAGCCUGCGCUCUGGCACAAGACACUGGGCGAGCUCGUCGACCUGCAAGAAGCGCAUUACGGUUCCAAAGAGGCGGUGGUUGUGCCGUGGCAGUCCGUCCGGCUCAGCUACCGCCAACUGGCCGAGAGAAGCCGGGUGCUCGCCCAGGCGAUGCUCAACAUGGGGUUGCGUCCAGGUGACUGCGUAGGCAUCACGGCGGGCAACUGUUACCAAUACCUCGAAGUCUUUCUUGGUAGUGGUCGCAUUGGCUGUCCCGUGGUGGUCUUGAACAAUACGUAUACCCCAGGAGAAUUGACUAGCGCAGUAUACCAGAGCUCAUGCAAACUCGUCUUCAUCAGCGCGAGCAUCAGCACAAGAGCCCUUUCAGACCACAUCCAGGCUCUUCGAGGCGAAGAAUCACCCAACCCGAAGCUCCCCGAUCUCCGCCGGAUCGUGCUCAUCGGAGACGGCAUCCACAGCCAAACAGGCAUCGACCUUGAACCCUACGACGCCUUCACAAGCAACGCCCACCCCAACCCACCCGAACAAGCCGCCAUUUCUCGCACCAUCUCCCCGGAAGACGUCCUGAAUCUCCAAUUCACCUCCGGCACGACCGGCUCCCCCAAGGCUGCCAUGUUGACGCACACAAACCUGCUCAACAACGCCCGCUUCGUCGGCCAAGGCCUAGCCCUCACCCCGCAGGACAAAGUCCUCAACCCACCCCCUCUAUUCCACUGCUUUGGCCUAGUCCUCGGCUUUUUGUCCUCCUUCAUCCACGGCAGCACCAUCAUUCUUCCCUCCCCGAGCUUCUCCGCCACUAGCUGCGUGAACACACUUCUCACGGAACACGCCACGGUGAUCCUCGGCGUGCCAACUAUGUACCUCGCCCUCCUUGACAUCCUCGCCCAAAAUGGCACCCAACCAUUAUCCUUACGAACCGCCCUCGCCGCCGGCUCCCCCGUCUCUCCAACGCUCAUGGCCCGCCUCCGGACAGAGACGGGGGUCCCGAAUGUGCUGAUCGCGUACGGGAUGACGGAGACAAGCCCGGUGACUUUUAUGACGCGUUUGAGCGAUGAUGCGGAGAAAGGGAUUACUACGGUUGGGCGGGUGCUGCCGCAUACGUGGGCAAAGGUGGUGGAUCGGGAGGGAGCCGUGGUUGCGCGCGGCGUGAGGGGGGAGCUGUGUACGGCGGGGUUCGCGGUGCAGAGGGGAUAUUGGCGCAACGUCCAGAAGACAGCGGAGGUGAUGCGGAGGGAUGAGGCGGGAGUGCUGUGGAUGUUUACGGGGGAUGAGGUGGUGAUGGAUGCGGAGGGGUUUGUGGCUGUGACGGGACGGAUUAAGGAUUUGAUUAUUCGGGGAGGCGAGAAUAUCUUCCCACGCGAGAUCGAGGAGCGGUUGACGGCGCAUCCCGCGAUCAGUGAGGCCAGUGUGGUCGGGAUCCAGGAUGAGCGGUACGGGGAAGCGGUGGGGGCGUUUCUGAAGGCCCGGGAGAGAAUCAGUCCCAGUAAACUCCGGCACUGGGUCAGUCAGACGCUGGGGCGGCACAAAGCACCCCAACAUAUCUUCUGGAUUGGCGAUGCCGGCGUCGGCGCGGAUUUCCCCAAGACCGGCAGCGGAAAAUAUCAAAAACAUCUUCUGCGUGAGUUGGGCAAUCGCCUGGUGCGAGUGAGGGAGCGGAAUCGGGCGAGAUUGUAG